This is a messenger RNA of Oryza brachyantha (malo sina), 1686 nucleotides long. Its product is annotated as DUF21 domain-containing protein At2g14520. The record is from RefSeq and is a predicted model, not a curated record. Bases 22 to 1284 code for a protein of 420 amino acids. Gene Ontology annotation, biological process: magnesium ion homeostasis. The transcript has 11 exons. Gene Ontology annotation, cellular component: intracellular membrane-bounded organelle. NCBI's taxonomy places the organism in Eukaryota, Viridiplantae, Streptophyta, Magnoliopsida, Poales, Poaceae.
GGGAGGGGGGAGGGGCGGCGGAUGGCGGUGGAGUACCACUGCUGCGGGGCGCCGUUCUUCGAGCACAUCGUGAUCAUCGUGGUGCUGGUGCUCUUCGCGGGGCUCAUGUCGGGGCUAACCCUGGGGCUCAUGUCCCUCAGCCUCGUCGACCUCGAGGUCCUCGCCAAGUCCGGCACCGACCAGGACCGCAAGCACGCAGCAAAGAUAUUGCCUGUUGUGAAAAACCAGCACCUUCUGCUAUGUACACUUCUGAUCUGCAAUGCUGCAGCUAUGGAGGCUCUACCUAUAUUCCUUGAUAGCUUGGUGACUGCUUGGGGUGCAAUUUUGAUCUCAGUGACAUUGAUCCUGCUGUUUGGUGAGAUUUUACCACAAUCCAUCUGUUCACGCUAUGGGCUAGCCAUCGGUGCUUCGGUUGCUCCAUUAGUCCGUGUGCUUGUUUGGAUCUGCUUUCCUGUUGCAUAUCCAAUAAGCAAGCUACUGGACUAUGUGCUUGGUCAAGGUCAUACAGCUCUAUUCCGUAGAGCUGAACUAAAAACACUUGUGACACUGCAUGGAAAUGAGGCUGGUAAAGGUGGGGAGUUAACCCAUGAUGAAACUACUAUAAUAGCUGGAGCUCUUGAGCUCACUGAAAAGAAAGCUAAAGAUGCCAUGACACCCCUAUGUCAAACAUUUGUGAUUGAUAUAAAUGCAAAGCUCGACAGGGAUCUAAUGCAAAAGGUCCUUGACAAAGGUCAUAGCAGGGUGCCAAUUUAUUAUGAAAAGAAGACAAACAUUAUUGGAUUGAUAUUGGUGAAGAAUUUGUUAUCCAUCAACCCGCAUGAUGAGAUUCCUAUAAAGAGUGUAACUAUCCGCAAAAUUCCUCGUGUUUCAGAAGACAUGCCCCUGUAUGACAUCCUAAAUGAAUUUCAGAAGGGCCACAGCCACAUGGCAGUUGUCAUAAGACAAACCAAUCCAAAUUAUACAGCUGAACCACCUGCCAAUGAUGGUGGAACUCUUGAGGUUGCAAUAUCAAUUGAUGAUAAGCGUGGUGAGAAGGUUGUGAAGAAUCUCCCUCCACUACGAAGAUGGAAGAGCUACCCCAACUCCCAGAAUUCUAAUAGAGGGAGCAGGAGUAGAAAAUGGUCCAAAGAUCAAUCAGAUGUUCUUCAAAUCCAUGAAGAGCCUUUGCCCACACUGAAUGAAGAUGAAGAAGCUGUUGGUAUCAUAACAAUGGAAGAUGUCAUAGAAGAGCUGCUCCAGGAGGAGAUAUACGAUGAGACAGACGUACAAGUUGAAGAACAAUAACACAUGCCACAGUCACUUCCCAUUUUGAACCCAGAAAAAACGGCGCUACGCCUUUCUUUUGGCUGAGGGGAAGUGCAGUGUGCAAAUGUGUUUAUAUUACGUUGUAUUGUACCCAGCGUAGAUAGAAACGAAGGUUGAAUUGGUUCAUUUCAAGGCCGGUACCAAUGUCUAGUGCAGUACUAAUACUAGUAGAAAGGGACAAAGUGUUGUGAUUGCUUGGUCCUGAGAUUGCCGGGAUUGCGCUGUGAAAACUGAACUGGGUAUCCCGGGAUUUUUGACGCGGUAACAGUGCCGCUCUGAGACAAUAGUGCUCCUUCGGAAGGGUUUGCUUUCUUGUAAGGUUGGCUUCACUUGAGGGGUGUUUGUUCUCCUUAACUUUUUUUCUCUGCGUCACAUCGAAUA